AGAUUUCUCAUUUUACAAAACAGAAAAUUUUUAGGAAGGCAGUGUAAAACACCUAUAAGAUGUCCUGUGCGGUACGUAGGGCCGUGAAAGAUGGUUGUCUUUUCAGAAGAAUAUUCAAACGAUGUUCGGCAUCUCAAUACUCCUACAGUCCUCUUAGUCAACACAGUACAGACGCAAAGAAAGGAAAACUCAAGAAAGCCACAACACCAACAGGAAAACUUGAUGACCCAUUUGAAAAUGACAAAGAAAAACAAGCUCCUCAAACUAUGACAACUCCAGCAUUUGAGCCUUUUCCUGAAAACAGGAACCCUGAGACUGGUGAGAUCGAUGGACCAAAAGGCCCUGAGCCUACUCGUUACGGUGAUUGGGAGCGGAAAGGACGUGUUACUGACUUUUAGCCCCAGGAAAUGUAUUUAUAAAAUAAGUUCGUUGAAUCCGCCACUUGGAGACAAAAAAUGUCAUUGAUGACAAUGGGAAAUCUGAGUGUUGACAUUUUAGACAUUUUCUCCAUUCAAUUGCAGUGAAAAAGGACUAGAUAUUGCAUGAAUUAUCAACAUUCUUGUGGAUACAAAUGUAAAGAUUGAGAAAGGAUUUAGGGAUGUAUUUCCUCUCAAAUUUCAAAUUUUGUUGUUCGUAUCAUCAGAUGUGAUGAGACCCAUUUUCUUGGGACACAGCUCAGCUUUCAAUAUUUUCAGUGUGGACAAUUUAAUUAGAAAAAUGAACAUACAAAAUAUCUUCAUAUCCGUCACACCUGAUUUGAUUAGCAGUCAACCCCCCCCCCUCCCCCAUUAUGUUCAUACACCUCUGCACAGGUGAAUGGAAUUGGAAGUAAAUAGCUGAAUUGAGGGAGGGGGUGUUCUAGAGACUUGAUGCAAGAAUCAUAGAUUACAGUAAUAAUUUGUUGGUAUUUACUUUAUUUUGAUUUGGUGUAUAUUCCUUUUGACUUCAGUUGAUUUUCU
Owenia fusiformis is the source of this 959-nucleotide messenger RNA. The record is from the annotation of a GenBank genome assembly. NCBI's taxonomy places the organism in Eukaryota, Metazoa, Annelida, Polychaeta, Sabellida, Oweniidae.